This is a messenger RNA of Archocentrus centrarchus (flier cichlid), 1232 nucleotides long. It is a transcript of the gene dnajc9, whose product is annotated as DnaJ (Hsp40) homolog, subfamily C, member 9. The record is from RefSeq and is a predicted model, not a curated record. Gene Ontology annotation, cellular component: cytoplasm; nucleus. Gene Ontology annotation, molecular function: heat shock protein binding. Lineage: Eukaryota; Metazoa; Chordata; Actinopteri; Cichliformes; Cichlidae.
CGUUACGCAAGGACGUCGAUGGACGUACUGAUGUCUGUGACAGGCCCAGCGCGCCAAAUGAUAUUGCCGACGAGCAGAAAUAAAUUAAUCCUUAGACAGCCACAAACUAACUUGUGCACGUCGUGUAGACACUUAGGAGGGAAACUAUUUUCCUGUCAAAGCUCAGACUGAAGCACCUGGUCUGCUGUCAGGAUGGGUCUGCUCGAGCGUUGCCAGGAGCUCAAGACCUCAAACUUGUACGAGGUUUUGGGAAUCAACAAAGAGGCGACAGAGGCUGAGAUCCGGAGGAGCUACUAUAAAGUGUCGCUGAAAGUCCAUCCAGACCGGGCUCCCGACGACCCGCUGGCCACCGAGAAAUUUCAGGUGUUGGGAAAGCUGUACGCGGUGUUGAGCGAUAAAGAGCAGAGAGAUAUUUAUGAUGAGCAGGGAGUGGUGGGAGAGUCUGAUGUCCUGAAGCAAGACCGCUGCUGGGAAGACUACUGGAGACUGCUUUUCCCAAAGGUAUCAGAAUCACACACGCAGGACAUCCUUGAAUUUGAGAAGAAGUACAAGGGUUCCGACGAGGAGCGACAGGAUGUGAUCAAGCUUUACUUGAAGCACGAGGGAGAUAUGGACGCCAUCACUGUCUCAGUUCUGUGCUUUACCCAAGAAGAUGAGCCCAGGUUGUGCAGCAUCAUCCAGGCUGCCAUCGAUAGUGGCGAAGUAACAGCCUUCCCGGCUUUUACUCGUGAGAGUGAGAAGAAGAAAAGGGCCCGGAGGAAGAGGGUGAGAGAUAGGCGACAAGAAGCAGAAGAAAUGCAGAAAAAGAUGGGCCUCGAUGACCAGGAUGACAGCCUUGCAAAGAUGCUUAAGCAAAGGCAGCAGUCCAGAGAGCAAAAUUUUAACAGUUUCCUGUCUGACCUGGAAGCAAAAUACUCCAAAAAAGUGCCAAACCCCAAAAAGGGAAAAAAGCAAAAAAGUAAAAUGGUUCUAAUAAGCUAAUAAAACGUAAAUAAGUUGUGGUAGAUGUUCACAUUCAUUUAAAAACCCUCUGAGCUCUAUGCUGGCCAUUUGCUGCCACUUCACUCUCUUUUUUUUAACCAUUUUAACUGUGUUAAUGCAUAUGGAAUAAAAUUUCACAAGGGUCUAGAUUUCAUUCUGAUUUUUUAAUUUUCCACUUCAGCUACUGAAAUAUGUCAAUAAUGUAGUGUGUACAUCAAAUUGUUCCUCUUGGCUCUAUCGUGGCAACUUUU